UAUCCUUGUACCCAGUGCGAACUCGCUGCUACUACAGCAAGUGCUCUAAAGAACCAUAAUAAGACUAAACAUAAUGAAAAAGAAAUCCUUGUGCUCAGUGUGAACAUUCUACCAAUACAGCAAGUAAUCUAAGUAAGCAUAUCAAAAGUGACCAUGAAGGAGUAAGAUAUCUAUGUGACAAAUGUGAUUAUUCUGCCACUGAACUCCUGAAGAAUUAUAUUAAAAAUAAACAUGAGGGAGCAAGAUAUUUAUGUGACGAGUGUAUUUAUGAUUUUUCUAAACUCUGAAGUACAACAUUAACAUUAUAUUGGCGUUCAGUUUGUGGAAGGUUUAAAUCUUCAAGAAUUAUUAAAACGUAUUCUAACCUUACAUUGCCACCAUAGCUAGCUUGAUAAAAGCAAACAUGGACUUAGUAUGCAAGUUGCAUAAGGCUAUUUUAUAAAUAAUGUUCAUGGACACAAAUUUCCUGUAAUUUAUGUAGUCAUCAACAUUUUUGUGCAUGACAGUAUUAAUAUUUCAAAUUGGAGAGAUCAAGUUCCAAAUAUUUCAUAGAGUUACUUUAGAGAAGACUUUUUUCUUUUUCAGAUAGAAUGGCAGAAGAAUCAACUAUGGAAGAAAAAGAGAUAAAAGAAAACCAAGUUUUUGUCAAGCAAGAGAUUUGUCCAGCUUCUAGUUUAAAAUAUUCUUGGGAUGUGCUAGAGGAAGAUGGUAGGAUAAAUGAUGGAAUUGCUGAAAAUAUGAGUCACGAAAUAAUAUUGGAAGAGUUUGAGAUGAAAGAAGAAACUCUUCCAGGUUUUACUGUAGAAGAUACUUGUACAGUUUAUGUGCAAGGGGAAAGAAUAGAAAGAGAAAGUACGGAUAAUCAAAAUGUAAGCCUGAAUAUCAAAGAAGAUCUUCUUUUCAAAGAACCUAUAAGCCUCAAGAAGACCAAACAUAAAGGAUUGAGAUAUCCUUGUGAUGACUGUAAUUAUGUGGCAAACAAAGCUUCAAAUCUCAAGAGACAUAUUAGCCGUAAACUUGAAGGAGUGAAAUAUCCCUGUGAUCAGUGUGAAUACGCUGCACCUAGUACUUCUUGUCUAAAAAGGCAUACUGAAAAUAUACAUGAAGGCUUCUGUAGAUAUCCAUGUGAUCAGUGUGAAUACGCUGCACCUACUACUUCUUGUCUAAAAAGGCAUAUUGAAAAGAUACAUGAAGGAGUGAGAUAUUCCUGUGACAAGUGUGAUUUCACUGCACCUAGUACUUCUAGUCUAAAAAAGCAUAUUGGAAAUAAACAUGACGGAUACCCUUGUGGUGAUUGUGAUUAUGUGGCAACUCUAGCUAAAUCUCUCAAGAGACAUAUUAGACACAAACAUGAAGGAGUGAGAUAUCCCUGUGACCAGUGUGAUUACACUGCACCUAGUACUUCUAGUCUAAAAAAGCAUAUUGGAAAUAAACAUGAAGGAUACUCUUGUGGUGAUUGUGAUUAUGUGGCAACUCGAGCUAAAACUCUCAAGAGACAUAUUAACCAGAAACAUAUAGGAGUGAGAUAUCCCUGUGACCAGUGUGAAUACGCUGCACUUUGUACUUCUAGUCUAAAAAGGCAUACUGAAAAUAUACAUGAAGGGUUUAGAUAUCCCUGUGUUCAGUGUGAAUACGCUGCCACUUCUAUUAGUCAUCUGAAGAGACAUAUUAGAAAUAAACACGAUGAGGUCAGAUAUCACUGUAAUCAGUGUGAAUACUCUGCUACUUCUACAAGUCAACUGAAGAUACACAUUGAAUGUAAACACGAUGGAGUCAGAUAUCUAUGUAAUCAGUGUGAAUACAUUGCUACAUCUCCAGGUAAUCUGAAAAUACACAUUGAAUCUAAACACGAAGGAGUAAGAUAUCCAUGUGAUCAGUGUGAAUACACUGCUACUGCUAAAACAACUCUAAGGCUGCACAUUGAAAGUAAACAUGAAGGAGUGAGAUAUCCUUGUGAUCAGUGUGAAUAUAUUGCUUCUUCUAAAUCCUGUCUAUCGAGACAUAUAAAAAAUAAACAUGAAGGAGUGAGAUAUUCUUGUGAUCAUUGUGAAUACACUGCUUCUUUUAAAAGCUGUCUAAGGAAGCACAUUCAAAGUAAACAUGAAAGAGUGAGAUAUUACUGUGAUCAGUGUGAUCUCGUUGCCACUACAUUACCAGCUCUAAAGAUACAUGUUAAAAGUCAGCAUGAAGGAGUUAGAUAUCAAUGUGAUCAGUGUGAUUACGCUGCUCCUACAAUGACUGUUUUGAAGAAACAUACUAAAUAUAAACAUGAAGGAUUUAGAUAUCUUUGUUGUCAUUGUGGGGACGUUUCUUCUACUGCAAGUACUCUAAAAAGACAUAUUCAGGGUAAACAUGAAGGGGUGAGAUAUCCUUGUGACCACUGUGAUUACGCUGCUACUCAAAUAGGUGAUCUAAAGAAACAUUUAAAAAGUAAACAUAUGAAAUAAGAUUCCCUGUGACUACUGGGAAUAUGCUGCAACUGCAGAAGAUGGUCUGAAGUAACAUAAUGAAGUAAACUAUUCCUGUAAUUUUUAGCUUUUAAAUAUUGUAUACAUAUUUCGUUUUAUGUUGUUGAUGCAUAUUUUUACGCAAAACUCUCCCACUACAAGAAUUCAAGUUGGCUCGCAAUUAAUUUCAAAUAUGAAAUGUUCUUAAUUUCAAUGAAAAUGACAGAGAAUAUAAAAGAUGAGAAAGUAUUUAUCAAGGAAGACAUUUCUACUGAAGAGGAUACAAGUACUGAAUAUCUUAAGAAAGAAGACGUUAAAAUGAAAAUUAUUGAAAUGUAAGGUUGUCCUUUAAUUUUAUAAUUUUUUAAAUUUUAAAAAUUUUAUAAAAUUUCCAUAUAUUGCAGACAACAAGUGGUAUAUAUUGCAGACAACAAGUGGUAUAUGUAUUCUACUGAUCUAGAAAGAAUGGCAGAGAAUAUGAAUAAAGAAAAGUAUCCAUCAAGAAAGGAAUGCCCACUGUAGAGUGUCUAGAGGAUACAUUAACUGUAUAUUGUUUACAGGACGAAUGUCUACUGUAGAGGUUGCAUGUACUUUAUAUGUACGGGAAGAAAUAUCUACUGUAGAGAAAGCAUGUACUUUAUAUGUACUGGAUGAAAUAUCUACUGUUGAGAAAGCAUGUGUUUUAUAUGUACUGGAUGAAAUAUCUACUGUUGAGAAAGCAUGUACUUUUGAUGUACUGGAUGAAAAAUCUACUGUUGAGAAAGCAUGUACUUUUUAUGUACUGGAUGAAAUAUCUACUGUUGAGAAAGCAUGUACUUUUUAUGUACUAGAUGAAAAAGUAAAAGAGGAAUUUUCAGAAUUUCAAGGUAGUAUUUAUUGGAUCAUCUAUAUAUAUAUAUAUAUUAGUAGUUUUUGUUUGUUUAUCCGAUAAUGAUCCAUGAACACAUAGACCGAUUUUUUUCGAACUCUAAUUGGAGAAUUGAUAGAACGACUUACCUAUAACAGCCAAACCCGUCCUGUGGGUUUGAAGAUUUGUAUUAUGCUUAAUUUUGUUAAUAAAUGGCCUAAAAUUAGUGAAAUUAUGAAUUUUUUUUAACGUUCUUUUUAAAGCAUGGUGUUCAGUUGAGGUGCUUUCUAAACAAGACUUACAGAGCUGUUGGCACCCUUUUUCUAGCAACACUUUUAGCUUUUAUUGUUACUUUUUAUGUGUUCAUUAUACUAUGCAAAAACAACACUUCCCCGGAUUUAUUUUUGUCAUAAAUGCCGACAUCCGGACAAAGAUUUUCAAAUUUAACUGUUCAUAACCUUUCCAGGGGGUCAUGUGAGUUGCCAACAAAAUUUUGGCU
Messenger RNA from Eurytemora carolleeae, 3793 nucleotides. RefSeq names its product zinc finger protein 431. Gene Ontology annotation, biological process: regulation of transcription by RNA polymerase II. The record is from RefSeq and is a predicted model, not a curated record. The coding region runs from base 591 to 2447 and encodes 618 amino acids. Gene Ontology annotation, cellular component: nucleus. NCBI's taxonomy places the organism in Eukaryota, Metazoa, Arthropoda, Copepoda, Calanoida, Temoridae. Gene Ontology annotation, molecular function: RNA polymerase II transcription regulatory region sequence-specific DNA binding; DNA-binding transcription factor activity, RNA polymerase II-specific. The transcript has 3 exons.